CCCGAAGCUUACAAUCAGAACGUAGCGGCAGCUUAUAAUCAAAUCAGUCCUCCCUCUCGAAGUCCUUCCGGACCCACUUAUACACAACUGAACUCUACUCCAGGAUCCAGAGGAAUGUGGGGCCAGUGGCACAACAGCGCCGCACCCGACGCUCCCACCACUUCUGCGUCGUCUGUGAGCCAUCCCUCCACUCACGGCAACACAUCGGCUCCAAAUCACGGACCCGGAGGACCACAUCAACCCCAGGAACUGUCAGAUAUGCUUCAAAUGCUCGGACAAUCGGAACCGACAUCUUUUGAAGAGUUAUCAAUGUUUAACACAUUCACCGAAUGAUUGAAUGAAAUCUUGUGAAAACUUAUGCA
Messenger RNA from Medioppia subpectinata, 362 nucleotides. NCBI's taxonomy places the organism in Eukaryota, Metazoa, Arthropoda, Arachnida, Sarcoptiformes, Oppiidae. The record is from the annotation of a GenBank genome assembly.